Molecule: messenger RNA, 4502 nt
Organism: Pygocentrus nattereri (red-bellied piranha)
Lineage: Eukaryota; Metazoa; Chordata; Actinopteri; Characiformes; Serrasalmidae
Gene: knop1
Product: lysine-rich nucleolar protein 1
Exons: 5
Coding region: 136-3078 (980 amino acids)
Source: RefSeq, a predicted model, not a curated record
UUUAGCUCCACGUGUUUUCAGUGAGUACGAAUAACUUCGCCGCGUGUCCGCGCGCCCGCGUGUCUGCGUCUCCGCGCCGUGUAAUGUGUUUAUUGUUUACUGGACGGCUGAAAGCUCGGCACAAACACCGCUUCGAUGGUGCCAAACCCGACUACCAAGGUGCAGAGGAAGAAGAGAAAUAAUGCACCAAAGCAGCGGAAGACUAAUGAGAGUCUGAGAACGAAGGAGCAGCAUUGGCAGAGCGUCAUCUCCAAGCUGAACAACCUCCUGCAAACAGCCAAGAAUUUAUCCAGGGAGGACAAACUGUGCAUGAAACCGAAUGACGGCAAAGGCGUUACGAUCAGUGGUAAAAAGAAGAAGUUGGACUUUUGGGGGAAAAAGGCUGAGGAAAGAAAGGCCUGCAAGUUAAAAGCAAAGAAAGAUCAAGCUCAGUCACCUGCACAGAAAGGUCAGGCUCAGUCACCUGCACAGAAAGGUCAGGCUCGGUCACCUGCACAGAAAGGUCAGGCUCGGUCACCUGCACAGAAAGGUCAGGCUCGGUCACCUGCACAGAAAGGUCAGGCUCGGUCACCUGCACAGAAAGGUCAGGCUCGGUCACCUGCACAGAAAGGUCAGGCUCGGUCACCUGCACAGAAAGGUCAGGCUCGGUCACCUGCACAGAAAGGUCAGGCUCCGUUACCUGCACAGAAAGGUCAGGCUCGGUCACCUGCACAGAAAGGUCAGGCUCGGUCACCUGCACAGAAAGGUCAGGCUCGGUCACCUGCACAGAAAGGUCAGGCUCGGUCACCUGCACAGAAAGGUCAGGCUCGGUCACCUGCACAGAAGACAGUUAAAGGAAUGCCUUUUAACAAGCAAAACAAACAGAACAACGUAAAAUGGAAAAAAGGAAGCUGGAAUGGAAACCAGAGACGUCGGCAUUUCACAGAAGAUAAGAAAAAGGUGGAAAAAGUUAAAGAAGAUUGGGAGACGACAGGCACCCCCCUGGGAAUGAGGGAUGUGGGGGUUCCAGAAAAGCAGGAGGUAAAAAAAGAAAUGGUGCAGGAGAUGAGUGAAGGAGGUGUGGAAAUGAGGGAUGUAGGAGUUCCUGAAAAGGCGGAGAAGAAAAAAAUCAAGAAGGAGCUCACAGAACAAGGGGUGGAGGACACGAGUGAAGGAGGUGUGGAAAUGAGGGAUGUAGGAGUUCCUGAAAAGGAGGAGGAGGAAGAGAAGACCCAAAAAGUCAAAGAGGAAGGGAGGGAGGUCAACAUCAACAAGGAAGGUGUGGAAAAGAGGGAUGUGGGGGUUCCAGAAAAGCAAGGUAAGAAAAAGAAGGUAAAGAAGGAGCUCAAAGAGAAAAGGACAAAGCAGAACCAUGAAGGAGGUGUGCAAACGAGGGGUGUCAGAGUUCCUGAAAAGAAGAAAAAGAUGACGAAGGAGCUCAAGGAACAAAGGACGAAACGGACACAUGAAGGUGUGGAAACGAAGGAUGUAGGUGUUCCUGAAAAGGAGAAGAAAAAGACCCAAAAAGUCAAAGAGGAGGAGGUGGAGGUAAACAUCAACAAGGGAUGUGUGGAAACGAGGGAUGUGGGGGUUCCAGAAAAGAAAGGUAAGAAAAAGAUAAAGAAGGAGCUCAAAGAGAAAAAGAUGAAGCAGGCGAGAGAUGUGGAAACGAGGGAUCUCGGAGGUGAAAAAAAAAAGAAAAAAAAGAAAAAGGCGAUAAUAGCAGAGGACCAUGAGGAAGGGAUUGAGGCUACCAUGAACAAGGGAGGACAGGAAAAAAGAAAAAAGAAAAAGAAGUUGGAGAAAACGGCAACGAUAGAAGGGGAAGCCAUGGAGAUGGUCGUUGAGGCAGAUGAAGAACCAUCGCAAGAAGAAGUGAAGAAGAAGAAGAAGAGACCGAAAAAAGAAGCACCAGUAAUGAAGACGGAGAUGGAUGUAAUGGAGUCUCCAAAGAAGAAGGUAAAGGAGAAGAAGAAUGAAAACAAAGUGACGAGUGAAGAAAGCAGAGAAACGGAUGUCGCACCAGGAAACGUCCGAAAGAAGAGGAAAGCUAAAGGAAAAUCAGAGGAAGACUGCACAGACGGAUCAGACGGAAAGAUGGAAACCAAGAAGAGGAAACGGAAGAGGAAGAUGACGGAGCCAGGAGAUGAAGCUCUGGACAGCAAGGAGGUGGGCGGAGAAACAGAAGCAGGAAAGAUGAAAAAGAAAAGGAAAAAGAAGACGGAAGCGAGCGUGAAACAAGAGGAGGCCGAGGCGCCUGAAAGAGAACAACCGAAGGAGAGGAAGAAGAUAAAAAAGAAACCGUCCAGCGUGGAAGAAGAACACGGUUUAUCGUCUCCUGGAAAAGCGGAGGGGAAGAAAAGUAAAGAGAUGAAAAAAAGGAAAAAAAGCACCUGCUCUCCUGCUGCAGAAGAGAUCGUAAACAGACUCGUGGAAGAUCGGCCGAGAAAGAAACCGAAGAAGAUGGCAAUGACGGAAAGCGCUGAGGAAAAAGAUCAGCCGGAGAGAGAGGGAGACGGCGGUGGAAAUGUCUCUCAGAACGGAAGGAAAAAAAAGGAAAAGCAAAAGAGGGAGACGGAGGAGACGAAGGGAGCUGGUGACAGCGCGUUAAUGAUAAAGGCCAUCAGAGUGAAGGUUGAGAGAGAAGCGGAGGAAAUCGUACAUAAACGACCCCAUGAUGUUGUGUUCCUGUCUGCCAAGACAGGAAAUCAAGACGAGAUCUCCAUCGACCAGGCACGGAGGUUAGCUUUGCAAAGAGACAUCGAUGAGGAAUCUAAACCCAAGUCGAGGUUUGGCCAGUGGGACACUGCCCACUUUGACAGCUCGGACAAACAGAUGAAGUUCCUUCGCCUGAUGGGCGGCUUCAAGAAGGGCAGUCCGCAAAUCACACUGAACAGUGGUCAGUUGAAUACGAACAUGGCUCUGGGAAAGGAGGGCCAGAGGACUUUACAGCAAGAUCUUCUAGGAGAGUUUGAACGUGCCCAGAACCGCAGAAUGGACUUGCAGAACAAAGGGGCGGGGCUGGGCUUUACAGCACCGUCCAAGAAAAAGUUUACCAUUGACAUCAACACUCGACACUCGGUGAGAUUUGAUGACUGAGGUGGCAAAGGAUGGGCCUGGGAGAUCUGUGCUGCAAGGCUGUCCUACCGUAAAGAGACUGAAUAGCAAGUUCAGUUGAGAACCUAUGUAGGGAAUCGGCUCCAGCGAGUAAAUAUUUAUAUUCCCUUUUUUUUUUUUAAAGAUUUCACUCUGGAAAUAUUGUUUCUGUAAUUUUAUCCAGCCAGUGCCAGUCAUGUUAAAUACGGACAUAGUCUCGUUGUUCACCUGUUUUUAGGCCCUGUAUCUGGACCGAAACUGCUUUUAUGUUAGGCAUGUUGGUCUCAGUCGCUUGAUUCUGAGCCCCUGCCUCAUCCGUUUUAAGCCAGAUUCAUCCAAUCAAGUGUUAUUUAUCUUCACAAAACAGACCCCUAAAGCUGUGUCCUCAUUCUGUAGUCGGUGUCAUGGCCAUAUUAGGAACUCCAGGUCUAAAGACGGUUUUCUCACACACCUGUGGUUCCAAACUUCUCAUUCUUCCCAAGUUUUUUCCUUAAUUUGUUUCUUGAGAUAGGUCCUAAGAAAAAGCUUACAGCAGAUUCAUGACAUGUUCUUAAACUGCAUAACUGUUCUCACCUUGAAUGUAUUGAUUCAGUUCUUACCAAAGAACAAAUCGCAGAUAAGACGACAUUGGCGAAUAGCCAGAGCUUCGUAACAACCGACACAAGUGGGUUUUAAGACUAAAGUUCUUAAGAGCGGCUGGUGAACGAGGCCCGAAGUUUCCACCAGUUAACGAGGCAUUUAAUGAAUUGAAAUGGGAAUAUUACGAGCCAGCACUGCUGUGCGCUGAAUUAACGUCUAAGCCUACCAAAGCGCAUAAACCAGCAAGCUUUGCCAAGUGUGGUUAUUUAGAAGCUCUGGUAGCUCUUUAGACCUCAGUUGGAGUAGCUGGUGUUGCUGUAUAAUAGUGUUGGAGUAAACGGUCACGUUUCAGUGUGAUGUUACUUCAGUGUGCAUUAACGUUAAAUUGCUUGUAGCAUGGCUGGUAAAUGACCUCAAGAUCAGAGGAUCUAUAGACAUUCAGUAGAAAAAGGACAAAAAAGGAUCAACUUUGUAAUCUUUAUCUGCACCUCAGGGCUCUGAAUUUUCAAAAACCCGACUGUAGAUUGACGCACAACGUCAUGCAUUGGUGUAAAAUAAUUCAUUUACAUGUGUUGCCACUAACGCAGGUGCUGCUGAGUGAUGAAGCAGAUGACUUGAGUUUUUUUUUUUUGUUUUUAAACUGCUUUUUUUAAAUAAACGAUCAAUCACUGUGAAACUGUAUAUAUUGAAACACGAAGUGAAACCAGCUUUAUUCAGAAUAAACACUUUAUUGUGGCUCUUGUAAAUACAGAGUAUGUACAGGAAUGAAAUGAGGAGAAAGGGUGAAAAGUUUACAAAGCAGGACCAAAAACAUGUCUGAGAAUAAAAGAGACGGGAAGCAUCUCUGA